AGUGAGAGUAUUAUGUCCCGGGGUUUGAUAACAUGACAAGUGUGCUUUGUUGUGUAGUAGAGUGAUCGAAUAGAAGAAUCGUAUCUGAAACUCAAAACACAAGUAAUGCCGCUGCUACUUUCUUAACUGCCUUCUAUCCUCACUCUCUCUUGUAGGAUUAUGGAUUUCAGAGAUGGACUUCGCAACUUGUAUCAUUCUAUUCUUUCUAUUGUAAAUCUCGUGCUUCAAUUACUAUGGUACUUUCUGCAAAUCAUUGUCAGCGCGUGGUAUUUCAUACUAGCCGUGGGUAAGUUGUUUGAAAGCUAUUUAAUCUCUUAUGGAGUAUUGAAGAAGUACAAGUCUCUUCGUAUAAGAAAGCUUCAGUACCUUGCCAUUGUCAUUGAGAGUGAAGAUGCUCAUCAGACUUCAAAAGUUGUUAAACUUUUACAGUGGUUGGACUCACUUGGUGUUAAAAAUGUAUGCCUCUAUGAUAUGAAUGGAGUGUUGAAAAAGUCAAAGGAGACCAUAUUUCAAAAAAUGGGGAAUGCAAAAUCCAUAGAGGAAGUCAAUGAAGGCAUAACACACCAUGUACAAGAUCACAUGACCCUAGAAUUUGUUUCUUAUGUUGAUGGGAAGGAAGCAGUUGCCAAAGCAGCUAACUUGAUUUUUGUUCAGAAAUUGAAAAACUAUAAUUUAGGUGGAGAACUUGAUCAUCUAAUAUUGUUAGAGCGCCACCUGAAUGAGGCACUGCAAAUUGUUGGUUGCAAAGGCCCUGAACCUGACCUUUUACUUGUCUAUGGACCCGUGAGGAGCCAUCUUGGUUUUCCUCCAUGGAGAAUUCGGUAUACAGAGAUUGUGCAUAUGGGACCGUUGAACUGCAUGAGAUACGGUUCUUUAAUAAAAGCCAUUUACAACUUCACAAAAGUGAAACAAAAUUAUGGUAGAUAGGGAAGGAAAUCAAUCAGAAGUUAAUUGACUAUGCAAGCACAAAGCAUUGGCAUGAAGAAUAGAAAAAUACGCCGCUAAACAUCUUGGUGGAGGAAUACUUAGCUAAACAUCUUUGUGGAUGAACGGUUUCUAGCUAGUAAUGUAUAAAUGUGUUACUAUAGAAAUAGAAUAACAAGUAAUGACUAAGUUUCACUCACUAAAAAAUUUCAAAAAAAAUAGUAAUGAAUUAAUAUAUCUUUACCCUCACCAAAUAGUAUUGCUGUAUGAAUUUUAGUGGCCCUAUCCUCUUGCUUUAUUCUGCUUUCUUUGGUGUAGCAUUUGAUAUAAAGUUUAUUUCUUGGGUCCCUAUUAGAUACAAAGUUUGAUCCUUACUAAA
Messenger RNA from Cicer arietinum (chickpea), 1303 nucleotides. RefSeq lists its product as uncharacterized. The record is from RefSeq and is a predicted model, not a curated record. Lineage: Eukaryota; Viridiplantae; Streptophyta; Magnoliopsida; Fabales; Fabaceae. Gene Ontology annotation, molecular function: ditrans,polycis-polyprenyl diphosphate synthase [(2E,6E)-farnesyl diphosphate specific] activity. Gene Ontology annotation, cellular component: endoplasmic reticulum membrane; dehydrodolichyl diphosphate synthase complex.